Mesorhabditis belari is the source of this 1836-nucleotide messenger RNA. Lineage: Eukaryota; Metazoa; Nematoda; Chromadorea; Rhabditida; Rhabditidae. The record is from the annotation of a GenBank genome assembly.
AUGGCUGAGGAAUAUACAGCAGGUCGUACUUUCCCAUCGUUGCCACGAACGGUUCGGGGACAGCCGGUUGUUUUGGGGGCUAGUGCCAAAGGAGACGAGCUGAUUUACUGCGCGGGAAAUUCGGUGUUUACUGUUCGAAUUGCGGAUAACGUAUGCACUGAUGUGUACACCGAGCAUUCGCACCAAACAACAGUUUGUAAACAAGCUCCAUCCGGUUUCUACAAUGCUUCCUGUGAUAGCGUCGGAAAUGUUCGUUUAUGGGAUACGACACAGAAAACGCAUAUAUUGAAAAAUCAAUUUCAAAUGAUUGCUGGACCCAUUCGUGAUCUCUGCUGGUCCGAUGAUUCGAAAAGACUGGCGGUUGUUGGCGAAGGACGAGAACGUUUUGGGCACGCUAUUUUGUUCGACACUGGAACUUCUAAUGGAGAUCUUUCCGGACAAUCCCGACCCGUCUCUUCAAUUGAUAUUCGACCUGUUCGACCAUAUAGAUUGAUUACUGGCUCUGAGGAUAACACUGUUGCGAUUUUUGAAGGGCCUCCAUUUAAGUUUAAGACGCUUUUCAACGAUAUUCACACAAGAUUUGUUUGGGUGACUAGAUAUGCUCCGGAUGGUCAACUGUUUGCCUCUGCUGGAGCUGAUGGGAAGGUUGUCCUUUUUGAGGGGACCAAUGGCGAGAAAAAGGGAGAGCUUGUAGAUGAGAAAUGCAAGGGAGCCGCGCACGGAGGUAGUGCUUUUGGAUUAGCUUGGAGCCCAUGUGGACAGAAAAUUGCAACUGCUUCUGGAGACAAGACCGUAAAAAUUUGGAAUGUACCGGAGCAAAAGCUUGAGCACGUGGUUAAUUUUGGAAACACUGUCGAAGAUCAACAAUUAUCCGUUCUCUGGACCAAGACCGGAUUGUUGUCAGUAAAUCUUGCCGGCUUUGUGCACUCCAUCGAUGGAGCUUCAGGCAACAUAACCCGCGUAAUUUAUGGACAUAACAAGCCAAUCACGAAUAUUAGCUUGAGUUCCGAUAAAGGGGCUUUCUUCACCUCUGAUUCCGAGGGUCACAUAACAAGAUGGAUUCUCAGCUCGGGUGAAUCGAAACGUAUCACACCCCAAAUUCACAAAACCCAAGUAAGCGGAAUGGCUAUUGGCUCAAAUGGCACGUUGGUGACGGUUGGGUUCGAUGAUACAAUCAACUUCUCAAUUUUGGCUGAUGAUGCUCAAGCACGUGCACAUGCUGUUAAACUGCCAUCACAACCACUUGGAGUUGCGGUCAGCAAAGAUGGCACUCUGGCGGUGGUUGCUUGUAACAAGAAAGUAGUCGCGUUCAAAAAUGGAAACCAGUUGUGCGACAUAUCUACCAAUUAUGUCGGCACAUGCAUCGCGGUGGCUGAAGGAAAAGGGCUUGUCGCUGUUGGUGGGGACGAUAGCAAGGUUCACAUUUACUCUCUUUCAUCUACUUUCAAUGCAUUGAAAGAACUGGCGCACACCGGAGCGAUUACAGCAGUUUCUUUCUCGAAUGAUGAGGAGCAUUUGGCCGCUACUGAUUCAAAUCGAAAAGUUGUUCCUUAUUCGGUGGCCAAGGACUUUGCAUCGGUUAACGCAAAAGAGUGGACAUUCCACACAGCAAGAGCCAAUUGUGUAGCUUGGUCUCCUUCUGGACGACGAGUGGCGACUGGUGGUAUCGAUACAAAUGUGAUUGUUUGGGACCUCGAAAACAGUGGAGAACAUCCAAUUAUUAUUCGAGCUGCGCACCCGAUGUCCCCAGUGAAUGGUGUUGUUUGGGCCUCCGAAUCACUACUUCUCUCGAUUGGCCAAGACGCGAAUAUCAAAGAAUGGAAUCUCAAUUUGCAA